AUGGAGCCGACCCCCGAAGCCGAGGAGGCGCACACUGUGCGCGAGGCGCUGGGCCGCUACGAGGCGGCGCUGGAGGGUGCGGUGCGUGCACUGCACGAGGACAUGCAGGGGUUGCAGCGUGGCGUGGAGCGGCGCGUGGCCGAGGCGCUGCGCCUGGCUGGCCCCUUGGCUCGCACUGUGGCCGAGCUGCAGCGGGACAACCAGCGGCUGCAGGCGCAGCUCGAACGCUUGACGCGCCAGGUGGAGGCGCUGGGCUUGGCGACUGGUGUGUCCCCUGCACCCCGCACGCCCAGUCCACCUCCUGCGGCCACAGUUACAGACCGGGCCCCCCGCCUGGGCACCGCACGCUUCUCCAGUCAUGCCACCUUCUCGCUGUCCGGUCGAAGCCCGAGCGUGGAACAUGAUGAAGCCAGUGACCUCGAGGCGAGACGAACUUCAAACUCAUGCAUCAUGGAGAAUGGACACCAGCUGGAAACCGGUCCAGCCAAUGGAUCUUCUGAGGUCCAAACCUCAUCAACCCAGGAGUCCCCUAGGCCACGUCCUGUGAGCCUCUCCUUGCGGAUGCCCCACCAGCCCGUCACAGCUGUCACCCGAGUCUCUGAGAAAUUCUCUGGGGAGACCUCAGCUUCAGCUCUGUCACCCACAUCGGCUGCCAUUGUGGGGGGCUUCACCCCAAGCCCUAGUGAGGUCAUCAGCCCUUGGACUCCUAGUCCCACUGAGAAAAGCUCCUCUUUCACGCGGUCUUUGUCUGGCUCUGGGUAUGGAGCAGUGACGGCUGGCAAUCGCAAGGACAGCCCUCCACUGGUGACCCCACCACAGUCACCCCCAUCCUCGCAGCCUCCAGCUAUGACUCAGGCCCCUCGCCAGGGAGAGCGUCGCAGGGAGUUGGUGAGGUCGCAGACGCUGCCUCGCACUUCAGGGGCACAGGCUCGGAAGGCACUGUUUGAGAAGUGGGAGCAGGAUACCGCGAGCAAGGGCAAAGGUGAGACCAGGGCCAAACUAAAGAGGUCACAGAGUUUUGGUGUGGCCAGUGCCAGCAGCAUCAAGCAGAUCCUCCUUGAGUGGUGCCGUAGCAAGACUGUGGGCUAUCAGCAUGUGGACCUGCAGAAUUUCUCCUCCAGCUGGAGUGAUGGGAUGGCCUUCUGUGCCCUGGUGCACUCCUUCUUCCCUGAUGCCUUUGACUACAAUGCCCUGAGUCCCACACAAAGGCAGAAGAACUUUGAACUGGCCUUCACCAUGGCUGAGAAUCUGGCCAACUGUGAGCGCCUCAUUGAAGUGGAGGACAUGAUGGUGAUGGGCCGCAAGCCGGACCCCAUGUGCGUCUUCACCUACGUUCAGUCGCUCUACAACCACCUGCGUCGCUUUGAGUAAAGCUGGCAGCCUGGAGUGGCCAGGAAGAGACUCUGAGGUCCCUCACGUUCCCCCAUGGCAGCCUGACCCACAUGAGAGGAGCUGCCUCUGUGGUGUGAGCUGCUAUUUGCUCUCUGGCAUGUGACCACGUGCCCCUCACACUCAGUUACUGACUAAAAGUAUUGAUGAGGCUAAGCUGAGCCCCAUAGCCCCUCAUAGCCAAGGGCUGGAAGGAGAAGGAAAAACUCGAGAGUCAUAGAAAUUGGUGCUAAGUAAUAAUCUUCCCACAGGAAGUGCUCAUGGUUUCCCCUCUGAAUUUGAUAUAUUGGCUUGACAGGGUUCCAUUAAUUAUCAAGUUUUCUUUCUUUUUUUUUUCUAUCA
Arvicanthis niloticus (Nile rat) is the source of this 1731-nucleotide messenger RNA. RefSeq names its product smoothelin like 2 (gene Smtnl2). NCBI's taxonomy places the organism in Eukaryota, Metazoa, Chordata, Mammalia, Rodentia, Muridae. The record is from RefSeq and is a predicted model, not a curated record. Gene Ontology annotation, molecular function: protein binding.